AUGACUCGAGGCGAUCAAGCUUACCUCGAGGGCUGCAAAGAUGAACACAUGCCAGUUCCCCCAUUCGAUCGUUACAUUUACGUACUCCCAAACUACGUUGUCAAAAAGCCACUGUCCAUAGGUGAAACUGGGUAUCAGGGCUAUCAGCCUGACGUUAGAACCGUCUUUCAGCGUGACGAGAACGAGAUUGAGGCUAUGAAACUAGUCCAGGAGUACACGAAUAUCCCCAUCCCAAGGGUCAUUCAUCGUGGUGAAGGUUUUAAUGUCUUCGAGCGUAUUCAAGGCAUUACUGUCAACGAGAAGUCCAUUCGGGAUAGCGUGAAUCCUCGCCAGCGGGAGGCGAUCCGUCUCCAGGUUCAAGGUUUCAUACAACAACUUGCAGCUAUACCGAACCCCACAGGCGAGGUCAGAUCGCUCAUCCCAUCCGGUCAAAUCUUUCACCUUCAAUUUCACAAUCGCGGACCUUUCAAAAUCACCCAGGACUUUAUUGAGGCGUAG
Messenger RNA from Clonostachys byssicola, 498 nucleotides. NCBI's taxonomy places the organism in Eukaryota, Fungi, Ascomycota, Sordariomycetes, Hypocreales, Bionectriaceae. The record is from the annotation of a GenBank genome assembly.